This is a messenger RNA of Choloepus didactylus (southern two-toed sloth), 4687 nucleotides long. RefSeq names its product colony stimulating factor 2 receptor subunit beta (gene CSF2RB). Gene Ontology annotation, cellular component: external side of plasma membrane; membrane. The coding region runs from base 495 to 3167 and encodes 890 amino acids. NCBI's taxonomy places the organism in Eukaryota, Metazoa, Chordata, Mammalia, Pilosa, Megalonychidae. Gene Ontology annotation, biological process: cytokine-mediated signaling pathway; immunoglobulin mediated immune response. The transcript has 14 exons. The record is from RefSeq and is a predicted model, not a curated record. Gene Ontology annotation, molecular function: protein binding; cytokine receptor activity.
UUUCUGUUUUCUGUUCCUUUUACUAGUGUUAUACUCCUGGGCCAUAUUGGCUUAAUUAUUUUUUAUUUUACGAUCAACUUGUCAAAUCUAUUACAAAUCCUUUUGAUUUAAAUUGCACUGAAUUUCAAGAGUAUUUGGGGGGAGAACUGACUACUGGAGAAAUGCCAAGAGUGGGCAGCCUUCUUCUGUAUGAGCCUUUUGACAGGGAAGGUACUAACACAGUCAUCGGUUUCUGGUGGACACCCAGAAAUGCAAAAGUCAUUUCCAACUCUUCACUUGCCAAGUUUAUUCGUUCGUUUGUUUAACCAGCAAUGACGGGUGUAUUAUCAAAUCUUUGAAGGCAUCUGUCAAGACCCCAGAGAAAAGAACCUCAAGAGCCUGUGACACGGCCUCCCUGAGCCCCAGGCGGAGAGGAAGACGAGAUUCCCUGGCAGUGAGGACCCCGACGCUACCCGGAGUAUAGACCCACUUGCCCAUCCAGAGCCGACCGGGAGAUGGCACGGACCUGGGGGCUGCUCCCCGUGGCCCUGCUGGCUCUGUGCUGCGGGCCCAGCAUGGCGGAGGCCCAAGAGACCGUCCCGCUGCAGACCCUGCGCUGCUACAACGACUACACCAGCCGCAUCGUCUGCAGGUGGGCGGACACCCAGGCUGCCCAGGGCCUCCUUAACGUGACCCUCCAGCGCCGGCUGAAUGACAGUGAUGCUCCGAAGCCAGUGUCGUGUGACCUCGGUGACAACCUGCCCUGGUCAGACUGCUCUCCCCCCCACUGCGUGCCCAGAAGAUGCAUCAUUCCCUACAAGCUCUUCGUCAUGGCCGACAGAGACCACUACUCAUUCCGGCCCGACAGGCCUCUGACGGCCCAGCACACCUUCCCUCUGGCCCAGCACGUCCAGCCCCCUGCGCCCACGGACCUGCAUGUCAGCAGCACCGGGGGCCAUUUCGUGCUGUCCUGGAGCGUGGCCCUCGGGGGUCCCCAGGGAAGCUUGCUGUCCCAGAAGGACCUGGAGUUUGAGGUGGUCUACAGGCGGCUUCAGGACUCCUGGGAGGAUGCUCCCACCCUGCUCGCCACCUCCUCCCAUGCUGUCCUGCGGCCCGAGCACCUGGUGCCCAGCAGCACCUACGUGGCCCGAGUGCGGACCCGGCUGGCCCCGGGCUCAGGGUUCUCCGGGAGGCCUAGCGCGUGGAGCCCGGAGGCCCGUUGGAGCUCCCAGCCAGGGGACGAGGCCCAGCCCCAGAACCUCCAGUGCGUCUUCAACGGGGCCGACCUGCUCAGCUGCUCCUGGGAAGUGAGGGCCGAGGUGACCAGCUCAGUCUCCUUCACCCUCUUCUACAAGCCCAGCCCCAACUCCAGGAUGGAAGAGUGCUCCCCGGUGCUGACGGAGAAGCUCAGUGGCCCCUACACCCGGCACCGAUGUCAGAUCCCCGUGGCCGACCCCAAGACCUAUGGAGAGUACACGGUCUUGGUUCAGCCAAAGGUGGAAGAGAAAUUCAUAAAGAGUUCAGAGAACAUCCAGAUGGCCCGUCCAACCCUCAACGUGACCACAGACAGUGGCAGCUACAGCCUGCGCUGGGAAGCAGAGGAACUGUUCUACAAACACAUAGGCUACACCUUCCACGUCCAGUACAGGAAAGACGCGGCCUCCUGGGAGGAGAGCAAUGCAGAGACCCUCCAUAACACCCGCAGCAUGCCCCUGCCACAUCUGGAGCCGUCCACCAGGUACUGGGCCCGGGUCAGGGUCCAGCCCACGCCUGGUGGCUACAAGGGCAUCUGGAGUGAGUGGAGUGAGGAGAGCGUCUGGGACACGGAGUGGGUGCUGCCCGUGUGGAUUCUGGCACUCAUCCUUGUCGCCAUCACUCUCAUCUUGCUCCUGGUCCUCCGCUUCUGUGGCAUCUACGGGUACAGGCUGAACCGGAAGUGGGAAGAGAAAAUCCCCAACCCCAGCAAGAGUCACCUGUUCCAGAACGGAGGUGUGGGGCUCUGGCUCCCAGGUAGCAUGACGGCCUUCAUCAGCAGGAGCCCUCCACACAAGGAGCAGUGGGGCAGCCACGUCCCUGAGCUUGAGGGGGUGUCCCCGGUAGUCUGCGGGGACAGUGAGGUGUCGCCUCUCACCACGGAGAACCCCAAGGAUGCCUGUGAUUCCCCAGCCGAGCCUGAAUUGGUUCCGACUGCCUCGGGCCUGCCCCCGGAGCAGCCCCCCAGCCCCCGGCCCAGCCUGGCAGCCCCCUCAGGCCGGCCAGAGAGCGAGGCCUCUGGCUUCGACUUCAAUGGCCCCUACCUGGGGCCACCCCACAGCCAUUCCCUGCCUGAAAUGCAGGGCCAGCUGGCACCCCCGCAGGUGGGCGUGAGCAGGGAGCCCCUAGGCUCCCUAGAGUACCUGUGUCUGCCUGCGGGAGGGCAGGUGCAGCUGGUCCCCCUGUCCCAGGCUCGGGAUGGGAGGUGGAGCCCCCACCCAGAGGCUGAGGGGAGCUCCCACCUGGAGGCAGGGGAAGGCCUGGCCCCUCCCUGCUCUGGGCCGAUGGUGGGCGCCCAGGGCCAACAGGACAGGCCGGCUGCUCUGCCCACUGGCAUGGGGGCCCCUGAAGACAGCGUCCUGGCCUCUGGCUAUGUCACCACUGCCGACCUGGCACUCACCCCACCCACAGGGGCCCCGUCUGUCUCCCUGGCUCCCCCUCUGGGCCUCUCCCCAGACCAGAACCACAGCCUCAGUCCUGGCCUGGCCAGUGGGCCCCCCAGAGCCUCAGUCCCCCUGCAGCCAGGCUUUGAGGACUAUGUGGGGCUCCCUGCAGCCAUGAGCCAGGCCCCCAAGCCCAGUCUGGGUGGUCCCCUGCCCCCUGCAGCCAGCAGCCCAGGCCUGAGCCCAGGGGGGCCCCGGGCACCUGAGGCCCUGUUGUCCCCGCAGUCUGAGGGCCUCCUGGUUCUGCAGCAAGUGGGUGACUAUUGUUUCCUCCCUGGCCUUGGGCCUGGCUCUCUCUCACCCCGGAGCAAGCCCUCCUCUCCUGGACCUUGUCCUGAGGUGGGGGGCCUGGACCAACCUAUCCAGGCCAAGAAGUCCCCGAGCCAGGCCGUGCCCCAGGUGCCGGCCAUUCAGCUCUUCAAGGCCAUGAAGCAGCAGGACUACCUGUCGCUGCCCCCGUGGGAUGUCAGCAGGGCUGGGGAGGUGUGCUGAGACCCUCCGGACCCAGGGGAGAGGCAGGAGGGGGUCUGCCUUCCCUCUGUCCUGCCUUUCUCUCCCAGCCAGCCCUUUGUGCUGUUACCAGUCAUCUCUGCAAAGCCAAGGAGAGGCUUCCAUGGUAAAUGGGUGGAAACCUGGAAAACGAGUCAGCUACACAACCACUCCCUCCCUCUGCCCUUCAGCAAAUCAGGAGUCUCUCCCUCACUCUCGCCCUCAUGCACACGUACACUUUCUUUCAAAUUAACUUAUUCUCAGAUCUGGUACCGUUAGAGCUUUCCGUAUGUGCUCAUACCAUUUCCCCUUCCUAUUCCUUGAUAUCCCGUGUCUUUGCUUUUGCUAUUUUGUUCCCUCUAUAUUUCAGUGAUUUUUAAAAAAUGAGAGUGAGUUGGGGUCCGAGCCGAGCCUGUUCUGAGAUUGAGACACGUGUGGCUGUGCCUGAGGACCGUGUCAGCCGCGGGUUCCCCAGGCACCGAACACAGGACAGGCCCGAGGCAGGCGGCCCGGGGGGUCUUGGGCCUGGAAAGGCGGUGUGGGGGGGACUGGGUGAGCCACCUCAGACACGGCAGCCCCAGACUCGGGGGCAAAGCACUAACCUCCCAGAAGCAGGCCUCAGGGCAGGGUGGGAGCUGCAAGGAGGGAACGCGAGAGGCUGUGUGUGUGCCCCUGAAGCCCCUGCUGCUUCUCCCUGAGGUGCCUGGGGCCUCUCCGGGGACUGCAGACCCUGCGACAGAGAGAAGUCACAGACCGGUGACGGCCGAUGUGUGGCUGCGGUGGCCCCUUUCCCACUGCAGGUUGGGGGUGCCUGGGGGGAAUGUGGGAGGAGGGGUAGGUUAGGGGACCUGCGCCUGCUGGAGGCAAGUUGGGAAGUGCUGCUCACAAAGGGAAAAAGGGAAGUGACCAAUGGACAUGUAUGUUUUAGGACUUUUAGUCCAAAUCACCCAGCUUCCCUCCCUUCCAAAAAUGUAGGAGGGGCGGCAGGUGGAUGCUGAGCCUGAUCGGGGGAUUGUCAUUCUUUGAAAUCUUUUCCUUUCCAGGAUGCAAAAAAAAAAAAAAAAAAAAAAAGAAAGAAAAGAAAAGAAAAAGAAAAAGAAAUCUGGCAUUAGAUUAUUAGAUUGUCUUAAUCUGCAUUAUUUGGUAACUGCCAAGUUUGCACACAUCUUCAUAGUUUCUCAGACAUUGAUAUUUUUUACUGCGCUAAGCCUGUUAAAACCUUUUUUCUGUUGAGUGUUCGUCUUUUUCUGAUUAAGUUUUUUUAAACUAUUUGUAAAUGGCCUUUCAUGAAUGGUGCAAUUUUUUUCUUUCUUGUUUGUAUUUUGCCUUUUACUUCGGUGCAUGCGGCUUUUUGGGGCACAUAAUUCUCACUUUUCUGUGCUGUCACCGGCUCCAUCGGGAAGCCCCUGUCCAGCUCCUCUUUUGGUCUCUAAUUGACAAAGGCCAUCCCCACUUCAAAUUGUAUGUGUUCUAGUUCUUUUGGCGUUUCAAGCUUUUCAUUAAAAUUUGUAAUUAUUUUGGAA